Messenger RNA from Porites lobata, 2956 nucleotides. The record is from the annotation of a GenBank genome assembly. Lineage: Eukaryota; Metazoa; Cnidaria; Anthozoa; Scleractinia; Poritidae.
AAAAUGGAUCAAAAGAUUUUGUAAAUAUGUGAACUUUUUACACUAAAUUGUACAGCUUUUCCUAGGAUGGCAGAAUUUUUGGAGGCUGAUGAGACCAAUUGUAGCAGUCAAGAUUCAAUUGAAGUUGAAAUUGUUAGCGAGGAGGAGUUUGAAGCGAUAGAUGCUGCAAUACAGGAAGCUGCCAUGCAAGGUUUAAUAGUUGAAUAAGUUUUGCUUCCUGUUUCAUAGACUAUAUAAACUAAUGGCUUAUUACUUAGAAAUUCCGCAUCGUUUAGUUCAAUAAAUUUAUGAAUAAAAAAAUCUAGGAUGCUUAACAUUUACACAAAACAUCCAGUUGAAAAUCUAUGGCCAACAUUUUCUGACAGUUUCCAAACAGAACAUUGCAAACAAUAAUAUAUUUAAGUAUCCAAUCAGAAUUUCUAGUUACCUCAUGUACAAGUACCAAUGAUUUGCCCCCCUCCAGGGAAGCUUUACAUGGGGAGGCUCUACCCCCACCCCUUAACCCUCUUUUUUAUCACUUUUGACUGAAGAGGUUUCCUUUCAUGUACCUUCUACUGAAGAGUACCCUCUCCCUCUGGGUCCCUGCAGUUCCCAAGUCACUCCACCCUUGACUAUCACUACAUCAUUGAGAGAGUUGACUGUACCUAUGCUCUAAUCUCAUACCCAGAUCUCACUCUGUCUUAUGCUUAUUUCCCUUGGCCACAGGAGAUCUGGGUACGAGAUUACCUAUGCCCUACCGACUGAACCACCAAUCAUUUUGAAUCAUCAGAGGUUGAAGCCACUUCCAGAAAAACUAGGCCAGGACUUCUAACCCCUCUGGAUAAGUUUAGAGGUGGUUUGGGAUAUCUAAGUGUCAGUGAUUUGACAGCACAGUUCUGGUGUGAGCAACAGAUGGAGUACAACUUCUUGGCUCCAGAACCAAAACCAGAGACUGUACAAAUGCAAUUAGGGAAAGAUAUCCACAUGGCAAGAGGUAACCUAGUCAAUAAAUUUAAUUUCUUGAAAUUUUUAUAGUGCAUUUGAGUAUCUAAUUAUACAUUUUGGGAAAUUUGUUAUAACUGCAAAUGGUAAAUUAUAAUAAUUAUUGUUAUUAUUAAUUAAGCAGUUUAAACUGCUACUGUUAUGUUCCUCUAACAUAAACUGUUUUACCUGAUUGUCAAAACCCACUUUGUUGUAAACAAAAUAAUUACCAGAAAGGCUAAGGGUUGGGAACUUGUAUAGUAACAGUCAUUAGUGUUUGCUACAGGUAAUAACAAUAAUUAUUAUUUGGUGGGAAUAGGAAAUAUUGUUGUUUAGAAAAAGGACAAUUAUGAUGUUAUUUUGCUAUGGUGGGGAUCCCAUUUUCAAAGUGUUAAAUUUCACAUAACUCACAGUCCCAUUCAAAAUUCCAUCCAGUGACAGGCAAAAUCUCAGUCCCAGUUAUUCAAAUCCCAUUUUUUCCAUUUCGAAACUAGACACAAGUUCAUUAAUUAACCCCUUUGAGGCACCUUUAACCAUGGUAUCGCUCAGAAGAUUUUUCUCACAAGGGAGGGAUAGUUCUGGUUAGCCCCAAGCUGAAGCCGUCUAUUAUUACAAAGUAACUGAGUUUUGAAUUUCAUAUUUUACAGAGCUGGAGUUAUAUGAUGUUGUAGACAUCAAGAUAGAAAGCAAAGAAGACAAGUGGGCAACCAGGUUUCUCAACUGCCUCAAUAAAAUGGCAUUCUUAGAUGCACAGCAAACAAUUAGAGAGCUUCCAGUCUUUGGAGAACCCUUUCAAUUGGGAGUAUUUGUAUAUGGCAUUAUUGAUGAAUUGCACUUCAAUGAAAUGGGACAACUUGAACUUUCAGAGCUGAAAACCAGAGCUAGCAACAACAGCUUGCCGUCUAAAGCACAGCAGAACAAAAACUUCUUACAAGUUAUGCUCUACAGUAUCAUGUUCAAUGACUUGCUGGAAGGGAAGUUAGCUACUACCACACUUCUAUCAAAAUUUAAUUUAAAUGGCCUUGCUGCUCUUUCAGAAGAUGUUGUCAAAUUUGCCAACGAAUUGAGAAUACCAUGUGCUAAGCUCAUCCAAAUUGCUGACCUGAUGUUAAGUAGAUUCAAGACAUCAAAUAUACCCAAAAUCAGUUCUGUAGUAGUUGAGUACUGUUCUCAGUUCAGCCAUGAAGAAAUACAUAAAACUUGUUUGCAACUGGACGAGAGCUGGGCACAUUCUAAGCUGGUCACAAUGCUACCAUACUGGAAAGGAGAAAGAGAAACUAUUGGAGUGGAAAUUGAAGAAGCUUGGAAAUGUCAUCGAUGUGAAUUUGCAGACACUUGUAUUUGGAGAAUGAAGAAAGAUGAAGAGUGUAGGAAAUUAAAAUAAGAUUUAAUGCAAAAACUGUAUAACAGGGGCAGGGUGGCCAAGCAGUUAGAGCCCUGGACUUGCAAUUCGGAGGCCCAGAAUUCAAGUCCCGCCCUGACUGCUUGCUGAGUUCAAAUCCUCAACCAUGCUUGUAAGUAGCCAACUGGUUUGCCUCCAGCCAGUUGGGAUUAUGUUAAAUUUAGAUUAUUUGUUUUAGGCAUUUGUUCGGCCCCACCAGCAUCAAUGCUAUAAAUACUGCUGAGGGUAAACAAAGGAUAUUAAUACUGUCAAACCUCCAUGUGCCACCACCUCUCACAAGCAAUCACUUCUCAUAAGCGAUCAUUUAUCCCAAACACCAAAAUUUCCCUGUAAAAGCCCUGUAGUUGGAACCCUUCAUAAACGACCACUUCUGGUAAGCAAAGGCAACACUUUUUGGGGUGAUGGUUUUAUAAUUAUCCAUUGUUUUUAACAUCCUGUAGACAAUCAAUUGACCCAUGAUCUGAUCUCUAAGUUAGCAGUACAUGUAUGUACUGUGCUACCAAGAGAAUUCAAAGAACUUUUAGCAUCAGCAUAGAGCUAAACAUAUAUACACCUUAGCAACUUAGAAACUGUAUGUAAUAUAUUUUUUUGUAC